This is a messenger RNA of Impatiens glandulifera, 1910 nucleotides long. RefSeq names its product protein DA1-like. Gene Ontology annotation, molecular function: ubiquitin binding. NCBI's taxonomy places the organism in Eukaryota, Viridiplantae, Streptophyta, Magnoliopsida, Ericales, Balsaminaceae. The record is from RefSeq and is a predicted model, not a curated record. Bases 342 to 1748 code for a protein of 468 amino acids. The transcript is spliced from 12 exons.
UCGAGGCAGACCUUAAAAAGCAUUGAAACCCUCUUCCCUGAAAAAACAACAACAAUAAGGAAAAACCCAACUGGAUUUGAUGAUGUUUCUUCGUCAAAUCCUUUUGGGUUAACUUCUAAAAACCAUAAUGUCAAUCAUAUCUCAUUAUCCGUUUUGUAUCUUCGAUUGAAGCUUUUGUGAACGAAGAUUUUGGUCCCCUGCUGAUCGAAUGAGAAAUUCGUCCAGCACGGGAUCUUGUUUAUGCUUUUUCUUUGGGUUUAUUUGGGUUUUCGUUUGAUCUGUGUCUUUCUUCCUUUAGCCCCCACCUCCUUCAAAUUCUGCCCUCCUCAAGGAUUCAUGCGAUGGAUUGGCUUAGCAAAAUUUGGAAGGGGUCUAAUCCUAGGGAAGAUACUUCAGAGGUAGAAUAUGAUGGGGAUGAGAGAUAUGUAGAAACAUUUGGAGUUGGGGCAUCUAGUUCAGGGGAUGCUUGGGAGGAUAAUGAAGACAUAGAUAGGGCCAUUGCAUUGUCACUUUCCGAAGAGGAUCACAAGAGAGAACAUAUCAUUGAUAAUGAAUAUCAACUGGAGGAUGAACAACUUGCUAAAGCAAUACAAGAAAGCUUGAAUAUUGGGUCUCCACCUCGAUAUGGAAAUGAACAUAUUUAUCAGCCUAUGCCUCUUCAUUCAGUAGGAUUCAGGAUUUGUACUGGCUGCAACAGAGAGAUAGGACAUGGAAGGUUCUUGAAUUGCAUAGGUGGAAUUUGGCAUCCAGAAUGCUUUAGAUGUCAUCGUUGCAACUUCCCAAUUUCAGAUUAUGAGUUUUCUAUAUCAGGGGGAUAUCCAUACCAUAAAUCUUGCUACAAGGAACAUUACCACCCAAAGUGCGAUGUUUGUAAACAAUUUAUUCCAACGAAUGGUGGAGGUCUUAUAGAAUACAGGGCUCACCCAUUCUGGGUCCAAAAAUACUGCCCCAUUCAUGAGCAUCAUGAUGGAACACCUCGGUGCUGUAGCUGUGAGCGAAUGGAGCCACAGGACACUACAUAUGUUGAUCUUGAUGAUGGACGAAAGAUUUGUCUGGAGUGUCUUGAUUCAGUGAUCAUGGACACGAAUCAAUGUCAACCUCUCUACAUUGAUAUUCAAGAAUUUUACGAAAGCUUGGAUAUGAAAGUGGAGCAGCAGGUUCCUUUGCUUUUAGUUGAAAGACCAGCAUUAAAUGAAGCCAUGGAUGGUGAAAAGCAUGGCCAUCAUCACAUGCCUGAGACCAGAGGUCUCUGCCUUUCCGAGGAACAAACUGUUAGCACUAUUCUGAGACGACCCAAGAUUGGAGUAGGAAACAGAGUAAUGGGUAUGAUAACAGAGCCCUAUAAACUCACACGUCGUUGUGAGGUUACAGCCAUUCUAGUCUUGUAUGGCCUUCCAAGGUUGCUGACUGGCUCAAUCUUGGCUCAUGAGAUGAUGCAUGCUUGGUUACGACUUAAAGGCUUCCGAACUUUAAGUGAAGAUGUUGAAGAAGGCAUCUGUCAGGUGCUAGCUCACACAUGGUUGCAAUCUCAGCUAACGUCGAUAUCAUCCUCGUCAUCUUCUUCAUCUAACCAGGGAUCCAGAUCCCCCUUUGAGAAGAAGCUUGGUGAGUUUUUCAAGCAUCAAAUUGAAGUGGACACAUCUCUGAUCUAUGGAAACGGAUUCAGACUCGGAAAUCAGGCAGUUCUAAAAUAUGGCCUUCGCACUACACUCGACCAUAUUUGGAUGACAGGAAGCUUCCCUUAUUAAUCUUCGAGAUUGAACAGGUUUUAUUCUUUUGUAGAAUAGGCAAUGAUGACCAACUGGUACACAAUUUUUAGGAAGGGAGGCAGUUAUUGCAAUGGUUUUUAUUUAUAUACAUUGUACAUUGUAGCUCAUUCAACACUUGAACGGAACCAUUAAUAAAAAGAA